This is a messenger RNA of Serpula lacrymans var. lacrymans S7.9, 969 nucleotides long. RefSeq lists its product as uncharacterized. The transcript has 3 exons. NCBI's taxonomy places the organism in Eukaryota, Fungi, Basidiomycota, Agaricomycetes, Boletales, Serpulaceae. The record is from RefSeq and is a predicted model, not a curated record. The coding region runs from base 1 to 969 and encodes 322 amino acids.
AUGUUGUUGCAACACCUCAAUGUCAACACUCUGUUGCACAACAUGCGUGCACAGAUUUUGAAAUUAACCACACAACUUGCUAAGCUUCAGGAAAACCCCCCUGAGGCUACAUCUGAACAAAAGUUCAGCAAAAAGGUCAAGAUCAUUGCUGACCCUGGCGCUUUCGAAGGAGACUGGGCUCGAUUUGCCAAAUGGUGGGUCAAGCUCCAAAUUUGGAUCAAAGUGAACUGGGACGUGUUUGCUGAUGAUUUUGAAAUAGCGACAGCGGUGCUGUCAAGGCUCAAAGGACCUGUGGCGGGUCGAUACACCCAAGUAAGACUCCAGGAAUGCUACACCACGGGUGUGUGGCCUACCUGGGAUGAUCUCAAAGUCGAGAUCAAAAAAUACUUCAAACCGCAAGCUGAGCGUGACUGGGCGCAUCAGCAAAUCUUCGAGAUCAAAAAAUACUUCAAACCGCAAGCUGAGCGUGACUGGGCGCAUCAGCAAAUCUGUACCUUCAAACAAGGAAACAUGAGGACAGAUGACUUUGUUACCCGGUUCUUGGCCCUCUCCAUCCAAGGGGCGUCCCUCUUGGAGCGUGGCCCCGGCGAGACAAACACUAUGGUGCUUGAUUCUGGUAAAUAUAAAAAUAAAAAUAUAGAAAAUCCUAAAAUAGAAAAACAUGUUUCUUUUGAUACCUCUUCCUCUUCUUCUCUGGAGCCACUUUCCUCGGAAAUCCCAAGGCGUGUGUUGAUGUGCACGUAUUUAUUCCAAAAAGAGAUCCGUUUAGAUGUUGGUGUGGAAAACCUUGCCCGGGGCAUAGUACACCCAACCAGCACACUGCUUGAUUCAGGCGCUAACAGCAUUUUCAUAGAUCAGGUCUGGGCGGAGCAAAUUGGACUCCCCCUUGUAAAAUUAGAUGUAUCUAUUCCUGUCUAUAACAUUGACGGUACACUUAACGCAAUGUCAUGCACCAAAGUUGAUUGGUAG